AUGACACUGCCACGUUUCGAUCAAAUCCGUCCGAAAAUCGAGGCGCACAUUCGGGAGGUGCACGAUUUUCCGAAAAAAGGCAUCAAUUUCAGGUGAGUCUGGGUGGGAAAAUAGUGUUGUUUUUCAAAAAAAAAAUUAAAUUGCAGUUUCUCGAUAACCUUUUAGAAGAGUCUAGAACUAUUCUUUUUUAAUUCACACUGGCUGCUCAGGUAAAUCGUUUGUAAUCUACUUAGCUAGCUAAUUCUCGUUGUUUCUAACCGGACCUAGUUAGAUUGCUACCCGAUUUUUGAAUCUAGCUAGCUGAUUUUGCAAUCUAAACAUAAUCUAGCUAGGUUUGCCCGAAAUUUUAAUCUAAUUAGAUAAAUUUUGAAUCUAAUAUCAGUGUUUUUGCAAUCUAAUUAGCUUCGCCAGUCUAAUUAGAAAAUUUAUCAGUCCAGUUAGAAGAAUUUGCAAUUUAAUCGCAAUAAAUUUGCAAUCUAAUUAGGUCCGGUUAGGAACGCGAAUUAGCCAGCUAGAAACGAUUUACAAACGAUUUACCUGAGUGUCCUGAUGCUAGAGCAUUUUAUGCCCAAAAUUGGCUCAAUUUCAAAAUGAAGCCAAUAGUGUAGAAUUUUAGAAUUUCCCUUUUCAUAUUUAGGGACCGCAAUCUCAAAAAAAAAAACUCGAAAUUGAAUGAAGGCUAAACUGCCUGAAAAUCUGACUGCAAAAACGGAUGCCUCGUCUCUGAAACUGUAAAAAUACUUAAAACACAUAAAGCAGAACGUUUUCGGUAUAAAUGUUUUCAAAUUUGCAGAGACAUAAUGCCGCUGUUCACGAACCCGCAACUCGUGAACGAACUGUGCGUCGUGAUCGCCGACCACGUGCGUCACACAGUCGGCCACGUGGAUUCGGUGGCCGGUCUGGAGGCACGCGGAUUCCUGUUCGGACCGCAAGUGGCCAUCCAACUGGGCGUUCCGUUCGUGCCCAUCCGAAAAGCCGGAAAACUGCCGGGCGCGACGAUCGAGGCGGCCUACGUGAAGGAGUACGGCGAGGAUCGGGUCCAGAUCCAGGAGGGCGCCAUCAAAAAGAACGACGUCGUCUUUCUCAUCGACGACCUUCUCGCUACCGGCGGAACUUUGAGGGUACUCAUUUUAGAAUGCCUACUUCGCGCGAUUUGAAUUCUAAAACACCCCCCUAAAAUCGCCUGUUUUCAAUGGGGCGCACUUGCAACAGGCGGGCUGUGUCGAUUUACGCGGCGGCCGAUUAAUUACUUUUCAACGGGAGUUCUUUCGAUUUGAGUUAUUUCGAUUUGAAGGUUUUGGCCUGGAUUUUGAUGUUUUUCGAAUAGUUUUCGAAAACUGCUCAAGAAAACUAACCGCCGGAACCUGAAUUUUGUGAAGAAAGAUUCAGCGAACAUUUUUAUCGUUCGUUGGGCUCAUGAAAUGCAAAAUGAGCUGAAAUAUAAAGGUUUGAAGUUUUGACGAAAUGCGAAAAAGACGCUAAAAACAUGAAAAACUCUAAAUUCUGUAAAGAACAGUUUCCAAUCAGUAAAAUAUUGUUUUCUAGACGUUUUUCAAGUCAAAAAGAAAGAAAUACAGGUCGUAAACUCGAAUUGAACCGCAUUUUUAGACCUGCAAAUAUUCAAAAGUUACAACGACACUCCGCAAUUUACGAGCGCACUGUGUUUAGCAUUAGCGCCCUGGGAGACCGUGUGUUCUGCAACCCUAAACACACCUGACAAACGUGACAAUUCCCGGGCGCGUGAGCCACCUGAUUUGUACUAAAAGUAGUCUGGGACACCAUAUCCAACCGAGUUGAGCGGAAUUCCGUCUUCCGUUUUCCGUGUUCCGUGUUCCGUAAAAAAAAAUUUUCUUCCGGAUUUCAAAAUUCCAUUUCCGCUCAGCUCUGAUAUCCAACCGUUAAACUCGUUUUGAAACAGCAAUUUUUGCAGGCCGCCACCGAUUUGGUCGUGAAAGCCGGCGGAAAAGUGGGCGAGGCGUUUGUGCUCAUCGAGUUGGCUCCGCUGAACGGCCGUCAGAAGCUGCACGACGUCAACCUGACCACCCUCAUUUCCUACGACACCGCCUGA
This is a messenger RNA of Caenorhabditis sp. 36 PRJEB53466, 2068 nucleotides long. Lineage: Eukaryota; Metazoa; Nematoda; Chromadorea; Rhabditida; Rhabditidae. The record is from the annotation of a GenBank genome assembly.